This is a messenger RNA of Triticum urartu, 1768 nucleotides long. RefSeq names its product tryptophan aminotransferase-related protein 1. Gene Ontology annotation, biological process: amino acid metabolic process. Lineage: Eukaryota; Viridiplantae; Streptophyta; Magnoliopsida; Poales; Poaceae. The record is from RefSeq and is a predicted model, not a curated record. Gene Ontology annotation, molecular function: transaminase activity; carbon-sulfur lyase activity.
UCGUUAGAUCGCUGGCAAUGAGCCGUGCACUUUCAUCCGAAGUGCUUAGCUCUCGGCUCACCAGGACCACACCUAUACGGUUGCAGUUCGCAGGCAACGAGGCCACUGUGCUAGUCACUCACUCACAUGGCUUGGCGCCUCGCUACCGGCCGCUGGUCUGUCUGCGUGAGCUGCUGGCGGCAUCGCUCCAAAGUCUGCUGCCACCCACCGAGGAUCAGCCAACAGAAAACACCUCUUCUCAUCCCGCCGUCCGCGCGUGUGCGUGCUCUGCUCGCACGCAUGACAUGCCUGCUCGUGCGGGCUGUCGCAUGCGCUGCCCCCGCCCCCGCCGGACAUAAAACCACCGGCCACGGUCGCCCGCAGCCCAAGAUAAGGGUGACGCGUGGCGUGAGAAGCAAGGUGUCUGCUGCCAGGGCCGGAAUGGACGGCGGUACGUCGGCGGCGCCGCCUGAGCCGGCCAUCGCGCCGGACGCCGUCAUCAACCUCGAGUUCGGCGACCCGACCAUGUACGAGGCGUUCUGGAGGGAGGUCGGGGAGCGGGCGGCGGUGGCGAUCCCGGGGUGGUCGGGGAUGAGCUACUUCUCCAAUGCCCAGAGCCUCUGCUGGUUCCUCGACCCGGAGUUCGAGCGCGAGGUCCGCCGCGUCCACCGCCUCGUCGGCAACGCCGCCGUCGACGACGGCUACCACCUCGUGGUCGGCACCGGCGCCACCCAGCUCUUCCAGGCGGCCAUGUACGCCCUGUCUCCCGCCGGCGCCCAAUGGCCCGUCGGCGUCGUCUCGCCGGCGCCCUACUACUCGUCGUACCCGCCGCAGACGGACCUGCUGCUCUCGGGGUUCUACCGGUGGGCCGGCGACGCCAACGCGUUCGACGGCGACGGCCACAUCGAGCUGGUCUGCUCGCCCAACAACCCGGACGGCGCCAUCCGCGAGGCCGUCCUGAGCUCCGAGUCCGGCAAGGCGAUCCACGACCUGGUAUACUACUGGCCUCAGUACACGCCCAUCACCGGCGCCGCCGCCCACGACAUCAUGCUCUUCACCAUGUCCAAGGUCACCGGCCACGCCGGCGCCAGGCUCGGGUGGGCGCUCGUCAAGGACCGCGGCGUGGCCAAGAAGAUGGUCUACUUCGUGGACCGGAGCACCAUCGGCGUGUCCCAGGACUCGCAGCUCCGCGCCGCCAAGAUCCUCGCCGUCGUCUCCGACGCCUACGGACCCGACGAGGAGGACGACACGCGGCUCCGGCUCUUCGACUUCGCGCGCCGUCGCAUGGAGGAGCGCUGGCGGGCCCUGCGCGCCGCCGUGGCGGCCACCGGCGCCUUCAGCCUCCCGGAGGAGACCGCCGGCCACUGCAACUUCAGCAGGCAAACCGUGGCAGCUUACCCCGCGUUCGCGUGGCUGCGCUGCGAGAAGGAUGGCGUGGAGGACUGCGCCGAGUUCCUCCGCGGCCACGGCAUCGUGGCGCGGGGAGGGGAGCAGUUCGGGGGAGACGCCAGGUGCGUCAGGGUCAACAUGCUGGACAGGGACGGUGUGUUCGACGUGCUCAUAGACCGCCUCUUCUCCAUAACAUGAUUACCAUGAGGAUGCAAAGCCAGAGCUAUCAUGCGAACAGAAUGCUUCGGAUUAAUUCGGAGAACGAAACGAAAACGAAUGGAGUGGAUUUCGAUGGUCUCACCCGCUUAUAAUCUCUCUGUAUAUGGAACGACUGGUGCGAGUUUUGAAGUUUAAAAUUUUCCUUGAGGCUUAACUCCCUAAAAAUGUUUUGCUACUCCCU